Molecule: messenger RNA, 901 nt
Organism: Mercurialis annua (annual mercury)
Lineage: Eukaryota; Viridiplantae; Streptophyta; Magnoliopsida; Malpighiales; Euphorbiaceae
Exons: 2
Coding region: 97-852 (251 amino acids)
Source: RefSeq, a predicted model, not a curated record
ACAAAAGACCAUGCAAAAUCUCGUGAAGAGUUGAACGACAUCUGUGAUCGGCCAGGGUUAGCUAAAGAUCCGGCAACUGGGAGAUUUCCAAAGGCAAUGUAUGCUUUGGAUAGGGAUUCAAAACGAGUUUUGCUUGAGUGGAUUCAGAAAAUAAAGUUUCCAGACGGGUACGCGUCAAACUUGUCUAGAUGUGUUGAUCUAAAGGGGUUGAAAAUGCAUGGAAUGAAAAGUCAUGACUGCCAUGUUUUUAUGCAACGACUUCUGCCAAUCGCCCUUCGGGAGCUACUUCCGAAAAACGUGUGGGAGCCUCUAACAGAGUUAAGUAUCUUCUUCAGGGAGUUAACUUCCACGUCACUGUCACAGGAAGAUCUAAACCGUAUGGAAUCUGAGAUCCCAAAAAUCCUGUGUAAGUUGGAACGUAUAUUUCCACCCAGCUUUUUUGACUCUAUGGAGCAUCUCCCCGUGCAUCUUCCGUAUGAAGCUAUGAUGGCAGGACCGGUUCAGUAUCGCUGGAUGUAUCCAUUUGAAAGAUAUUUGAGGAAAUUGAAAAAAAAGGUCACUAAUAAAGGCAGGGUGGAAGGGAGCAUUAGUAGUGGAUAUCUGCAAGAAGAAAUCGCUAAAUUUGCAUCCUAUUAUUUUGCUGAAGGUGAUCCGAUGUUACCCGUGCGUUUGGGAAGAAAUGAAACUUGCGAUAUGGAUAUCGAUGACGAUGCCGACAGACUGGGAAUUUUUAAACCUAAGGGAAAGCCGUUGCGUGGUAGCGGUAGGAGAUAUCUUGAAGACGAUGAGAUCAUCGCUGCUCGGACCUAUGUUCUUCUGAAUUGUUCCGAAAUCGAAGAGCAUCGAAAGUAAGCAUUUAAAUAUAGUGUAAUAUUUCACAUAUUUGCUAGAAUUUGAUGUA